ACUUCCACUUUCAGUUGUGAAAAAAAAAAAAGCAAACCAGGAAGUGAAGUCCCCGAGCACGUUAGAAAGCCUGACAUGGCCUGACUCGGGACAGCUCAGAGCGGGGCAGAACUGGGGACGCUCUGGACCACCCUUCUGCCUGCAUGGAUGCUCCAAAGCCACCCUGUCUCUGGAGGAACCGGGAGUGAGGGAAGAAGGGCAGGGAGUGGUGUGCCAGGAAGAACUCGGAGCCAGGAAGCCCCCGUUCUCUAGAAGCACUGAGAGAUGCGGCCCCCUCACAGGGUCUGAAUUUCCUGCUGCUAUUCACAAAGAUGCUUUUUAUCUUUAAUUUUUUGUUUUCCCCACUCCCGACCACGGCGUUGGUCUGCAUCCUGACAUUUGGAGCUGCCAUUUUCCUGUGGCUGAUCAGCAGACCUCAACCUGUCUUACCUCUUUUCGACCUGAACAAACAGUCUGUGGGAAUUAAGGGAGGAGCGCGGAAGGGUGCUUCCCAGGAGAACAAUGACCUAAUACGUUACUACUUCUCAGAUGCCAAGACUAUGUAUGAGGUUUUCCAAAGAGGACUCGCUGUGUCUGACAAUGGGCCCUGCUUGGGAUACAGAAAACCAAACCAGCCCUACAGAUGGCUAUCCUACAAACAGGUGUCUGAUAGAGCGGAGUACCUGGGUUCCUAUCUCUUGCAUAAAGGAUAUAAACCAUCACCGGACCAAUUUGUUGGCAUCUUUGCUCAGAAUAGGCCAGAGUGGAUCAUCUCCGAAUUGGCUUGUUACACAUACUCCAUGGUAGCCGUACCUCUGUAUGACACCUUGGGAGCAGAAGCCAUCAUACAUAUUGUCAACAAGGCUGAUAUCUCCACGGUGAUCUGUGACACACCCCAAAAGGCAUCCGUCCUGAUAGAGAAUGUAGAGAAAGGCUUAACCCCAGGCCUGAAGGUGGUCAUCCUUAUGGACCCCUUUGAUGAUGACCUGAAGCAAAGAGGGGAGAAGAGUGGAACUGAGAUCUUAUCCCUGUUUGAUGCUGAGAACCUAGGCAAAGAGAACUUCAGGAAACCUGUGCCUCCUAGCCCAGAAGACCUGAGCAUCAUCUGCUUCACCAGUGGGACCACAGGUGACCCCAAAGGAGCUAUGAUAACCCAUCAAAAUAUCGUUUCAAAUGCUGCUGCCUUUCUCAAAUGUGUGGAGCAUGCUUUAGAGGUCACUACCGACGAUGUGACCAUAUCCUACCUCCCCCUGGCUCAUAUGUUUGAGAGAAUUGUACAGACUGUUUUUUACUCCUGUGGAGCCAGAGUUGGAUUCUUCCAAGGGGAUAUUCGGUUGCUGCCUGAAGACAUGAAGAUUUUGAAGCCCACAGUGUUUCCCACAGUGCCUCGACUCCUUAACAGGAUCUACGAUAAGGUACAAAAUGAAGCCAAGACACCGUUGAAGAAGUUCUUGCUGAAUUUGGCUGUUGCCAGUAAAUUCAAGGAAGUUCAAAAGGGUAUCAUCAGGCAUGACAGUUUGUGGGACAAGUUCAUCUUUAAAAAGAUCCAGGCCAGCCUGGGCGGGAGGGUUCGCUUCAUGAUCACCGCAGCUGCCCCCAUCUCUGCUCCCGUCAUGACGUUCUUCCGGGCAGCAAUGGGAUGUCACGUGUAUGAAGCAUAUGGUCAAACAGAAUGCACAGCUGGUUGUACAAUGACAUUACCUGGGGACUGGACAUCAGGUCACGUUGGAGCACCCCUCGCCUGCAAUUAUGUGAAGCUGGAAGAUGUGGCUGAUAUGAACUACUUUUCAGUGAAUAAUGAAGGAGAGAUCCGCAUCAAGGGUACCAACGUGUUCAAAGGAUACCUGAAGGACCCCGAGAAGACACAGGAAGCCCUGGACAGUGAUGGCUGGCUUCACACAGGAGACAUUGGACGCUGGCUCCCGAAUGGAACUCUGAAGAUCAUUGACCGUAAAAAGAACAUUUUCAAGCUGGCCCAAGGAGAAUACAUUGCGCCAGAGAAGAUAGAAAAUAUCUACAUCAGGAGUAGACCAGUGGCACAAGUUUUUGUACAUGGGGAGAGCUUAAGGUCAUCCUUAAUAGGAGUGGUGGUUCCUGACACAGACACACUUCCCUCGUUUGCAGCCAAGCUUGGGGUGAAGGGCUCCUUUGAGGAACUGUGCCAAAACCAAGUUGUAAGAAAAGCCGUUUUAGAAGACAUGCAGAAAAUUGGGAGAGAAAGUGGCCUUAAAUCCUUUGAACAGGUCAAGGCCAUUUUUCUUCAUCCAGAGCCAUUUUCCGUUGAAAAUGGGCUAUUGACACCAACAUUGAAAGCAAAGCGGGGAGAGCUUUCCAAAUACUUCCGGACCCAAAUUGACAGCCUGUAUGAGCACAUCCAGGAUUAGGAUAAGGUACUUAAGGCUGGAUGGGCUUGAGGCAGCCUGCCUGCCCACUCUGCACUGCUUGUGAGAACACGGAUUAAAAACUAUUCUUACAUUU
Molecule: messenger RNA, 2457 nt
Organism: Cebus imitator (Panamanian white-faced capuchin)
Lineage: Eukaryota; Metazoa; Chordata; Mammalia; Primates; Cebidae
Gene: ACSL5
Product: acyl-CoA synthetase long chain family member 5
Exons: 21
Coding region: 312-2363 (683 amino acids)
Biological process (GO): long-chain fatty acid metabolic process
Cellular component (GO): endoplasmic reticulum; mitochondrion; membrane
Molecular function (GO): arachidonate-CoA ligase activity
Source: RefSeq, a predicted model, not a curated record